Messenger RNA from Theobroma cacao (cacao), 2028 nucleotides. RefSeq names its product Haloacid dehalogenase-like hydrolase (HAD) superfamily protein (gene ATTPPA). Gene Ontology annotation, molecular function: trehalose-phosphatase activity. Lineage: Eukaryota; Viridiplantae; Streptophyta; Magnoliopsida; Malvales; Malvaceae. Gene Ontology annotation, biological process: trehalose biosynthetic process. The record is from RefSeq and is a predicted model, not a curated record.
AGUUAUAAGACUGUAAUAAUUUAACAAAACCUCAAAAAGUGACGCGCCUGGCGUCCAUUUUCCCAGUAUACGCUCCCAUGUACUCGCCCGUCAACUUUACUUAGGAGGAAGAAGAUUGGGGAAAAUCCAUUCAGAUGAUAUUGUUUUUCUCACAUCAGUUUUAAGCAGAGUAACCAAGGGAGAUGAACAGUGUUCAGGGCCCUUAUGCUUGAUGGACUGCUUGCCGAACAGCAGUGACAAGAAAACGUUGAAGAGGUGGUUCUUCAUUGAUAAAAGGGUUGGCUGAAUUGAAUUUCUGAGAUUGAACAUUAAGAUUUGUUUCUUUACAUUUGAGUGGAUAGUUUUCUAAGGAAUCUGCUAGCUUUUACGUUAUAAGUAGUGACCCAAAGCUGGAUCCAAUGGACCUAAAAUCUAAUCACACUGCUCCCAUUCUUGCUGAUCCUGCACCGAUAAGCAAGUCAAGAUUAGGAGUACAUUCCAGUCUGUUGGCAUACUCACCCCCAGGAGCAGUGUUCUCUCCAAAUCUAUUUCUAACUGUUCCUAGGAAGAAAACUGGAAUUCUUGAUGAUGUCCGUGCCAGCGGCUGGCUGGAUGCUAUGAAAUCCUCAUCCCCUCCUCAUAAGAAAACCAGGGAAUUCAACAAUGAGCUUGCAUCAGCUGAUACAGAUGUUGCAUAUCGCACAUGGAUGGUUAAAUAUCCCUCUGCACUUACAUCAUUUGAGCAAAUCACAAAUUUUGCAAAAGGCAAGAGAAUGGCAUUGUUUCUGGAUUAUGAUGGGACUCUUUCACCAAUUGUUGACAACCCUGAUUGCGCCUUUAUGUCUACUGAUAUGCGAGCCGCUGUAGAAAAAGUGGCAAAAUACUUCCCAACAGCAAUAAUUAGUGGAAGAAGCCGUGACAAGGUGUAUGAGUUUGUAGGACUAACAGAUCUCUAUUACGCGGGAAGUCAUGGAAUGGACAUCAUGGGCCCUGUUAGGCAAUUUUCCGAUGAUCACGCUAACUGCAUUAGAUCUACUGAUAAGCAGGGCAAAGAAGUUAAUUUAUUCCAGCCUGCUAGUGAAUUCUUACCUAUGAUUGAUGAGGUUUUUAACUCACUUGUCAACAGCACCAAAGAAAUUAAAGGAGCAAAAGUUGAAAACAAUAAGUUCUGUGUUUCUGUCCAUUACCGUAACGUAGAUGAGAAGAAUUGGACAACAGUUGCACAACGCGUCCACGAUGUCAUCAGAAACUACCCUCGCCUACGGUUGACUCAUGGGCGGAAGGUAUUAGAGGUUCGGCCUGUGAUCAACUGGGAUAAGGGGAAAGCUGUUACAUUUCUACUUGAAUCACUUGGGCUUAGCAAUUGUGAUGACGUGCUUCCCAUUUAUGUUGGGGAUGACCGGACAGAUGAGGAUGCAUUUAAGGUUCUGAGAGAGGGAAAUCGAGGAUAUGGCAUUUUAGUAUCAUCCAUGCCCAAGGAAAGUAAUGCAUUUUUCUCCCUGAGGGACCCACAAGAGGUCAUGGAGUUUCUUAAGUCACUGGUGAUCUGGAAGAAGAAGACAAGUGCUCUCUGAAUACAACAAAUAAUAUAUAGAGAAGAAGAAAAAUACUCUGAUACAAAACAUAGAAAUAAGAUAGCCUAUAUGUUUUUCAUAGUUAACACACGGAGGCUUUGGAGUGGAAUUGCAGAGAGGAACUCCAGUAGUCUCCAGGACUGGUGCCUUACUGUUUCUGUUCAAACGCUUCUUGUCUUAACUGUAUAUUCCUGCUUUAAUUAUCUUUCUGACUGGUGCGCAAGGAUGCUUCACUUAUCAGAUCAAUCAUUCAUGGUUUCCCCUUCUUCCACCUUCAGUUUUGGUCAGCAGCGUCUCUUGCAUGGGACAUCUAAUAUAGAAAAACACUUAAUAUUUUUUCAUUCUUUUUUAAGUAUAGAAAAUGCUUGUGUAUAAACUUCUUUUGGCUAUAUUUUCAUGCAUUUUUCUCUAUUAGUAUUUCCUUUGUAUAAUUUAAGCAUUUUUUCAAUGGAAAUGCACUCGCAAGUUUCAUGAA